AUGCCCUCCCUCAAGGCCCGGCUCAUCAACUACUACAUCUGGUGGCAGUUCAAGCCAACCUGGAGCUCCGCAGAGGGCAUCAACAACCGCAUCGCUAAGAGUCGCUUGAACCCCAGCUUCCAGCCGCCCAAGAAGCUCUACAAUGACUUCUCCAUUGAGGAAGCAGAGCGCUCGGGAUAUGUCGUCUAUACCCUGACUCACAAGUCGGAUACUCCCAAGGCUGCACGCAUCCUCUACCUCCAUGGCGGUGGUUUCGUCUUUGAUAUCACCCCGCAGCACUGGGAACUGGUUGCUCAGCUGGCGCGUCGGCUGAAUGCUGUUGUCACCGUGCCCAUCUACCCCUUGGGCCCUGAGACUAGACUCAUGAAGAUGUAUGAGCUUGUGCAGCCUCUUCACGAUGAGCUCGCCGGGGCUGACGACCCAACGCCCUUCUGGAUGGUUGGCGACUCUGCUGGAGGAACCAUGACCCUCGUCCUCACACAGAGAGCUCGUCUGGCUGGGAACCCAACAGCCAAGCUCCUCGUGCCCAUCACGCCCUGCACGGAUUCAACGCUCCUCAACCCGGACAUGCACGCAGCCUCGCUCACGGACCCGUGGCUGGGUGUGGAGGGCAUCGCCGAGAUCACGCAGCUCAUCUGCCCCGAGAUGGACACCAAGCACCCGUGUGUGAGCCCCAUCUACGGCGAUCUGGCUCUCCCACCUAUGCUGGUUUUUGCGGCCGACCUGGAUCUCCUGACGCCCGACACCAAGUUGAUGGUCAACAAAGCGAGGGAGCAGGGCACCGAGGUGGAGUUGGUGGUCGGCGAGGGCAUGGUGCAUGUGUGGCCGCUGCUCCCCAUCUGGGAGGCGCAGCAGGCUGUGGACAAGAUGAUUGAGUGGCUGGGUCAGGAGAGGAAGUGA
This is a messenger RNA of Fusarium keratoplasticum, 900 nucleotides long. RefSeq names its product Abhydrolase-3 domain-containing protein. Lineage: Eukaryota; Fungi; Ascomycota; Sordariomycetes; Hypocreales; Nectriaceae. The coding region runs from base 1 to 900 and encodes 299 amino acids. The transcript has a single exon. The record is from RefSeq and is a predicted model, not a curated record. Gene Ontology annotation, molecular function: hydrolase activity.